Gossypium raimondii (Peruvian cotton) is the source of this 1678-nucleotide messenger RNA. Its product is annotated as probable pectinesterase/pectinesterase inhibitor 21. The transcript is spliced from 2 exons. Gene Ontology annotation, molecular function: pectinesterase inhibitor activity; pectinesterase activity. Bases 1 to 1677 code for a protein of 558 amino acids. The record is from RefSeq and is a predicted model, not a curated record. Gene Ontology annotation, biological process: cell wall modification. NCBI's taxonomy places the organism in Eukaryota, Viridiplantae, Streptophyta, Magnoliopsida, Malvales, Malvaceae.
AUGGGAAAACUUCCGGCAAUCAUUGGUAUUUGUUCCGUGCUUUUGGUGGCUAUGGUAGCAGCAAUAGCCGUUGGUGUCAGCCGUGCAAAAGAUAGUGACAAUGGUGAUGCCAAAGUCUCUACUUCCGAAAAAGCGGCCCAAUCCAUAUGUCAAACUACUGAUUAUAGACAAACAUGUGAAAAUAGUCUUUCGAACGCCAACACCACCGAUCCCAAAGAGCUGAUAAAGGUCGGUUUUCAAGCGGCAAUCCAAGAGAUUGGCAAAGUGAUCGCCAAUUCCUCUACUAUCCAAAACGCGGCUAAAGACCCCAUGACUCGUCAAGCUGUCGACAAUUGCAAAGAGCUCAUGGGGUACGCCAUUGACGACCUCAAAGCCUCGUUUAAUCAACUCGGUGCAUUCGACGUUAGUAAGCUAGACGAAUACGUCGAGAAUCUCAAGAUAUGGAUGGGUGGUGCCAUUACGUAUGAACAAACAUGCUUAGACGGGUUCGUGAACGUAUCCACUGAAACCGGUGUGAAAAUGAAGGCGUUGUUGAGUACUUCACAAAAGUUAACCAGCAAUGGGUUAGCCAUGGUGACCGACAUAACUAAAAUCAUUAAGGACCUUAACAUUCCAGGCAUGGAAGGCGUCAGCACGGGACGUAAGCUAAUGGCGGAAGAUGGGUUCCCUUCGUGGGUUAGCUUUAAGCAACGACAACUACUGCAACAAAAUGCGGCGGACAUGAAACCUAAUGUGGUGGUUGCUAAAGAUGGUAGCGGCAAAUUUAAUAGCAUCAAUGAAGCCUUAAAGGAAGUGCCUAUGAAAAAUACAGCUCCAUUUGUGAUCCAUAUUAAGGCUGGCGUUUAUAAUGAACAAGUUUUGGUUGCUAAAACUAUGACUAAUGUUGUGUUCGUCGGAGAUGGACCGACCAAGACUGUCAUUACCGGUCGGAUGAACUUUGUCGAUGGCACCGUCACAUUCAAGACUGCAACUCUUGCUGUUGUGGGUGAAAGAUUUAUUGCAAAGAAUAUUAAAAUAGAAAACACAGCUGGAGCGAUCAAGCACCAAGCAGUGGCACUUAUGGUCCAAAGUGAUCGGUCCAUCUUCUACAAUUGUCAAAUGGAUGGCUACCAAGACACGCUUUACACCCACAGUCACCGUCAAUUCUACAGGGACUGCACCGUCUCCGGCACCAUUGACUUCGUCUUCGGCGACGCCGCUACCGUCUUACAGAACUGCAAGCUUAUCGUUAAUAAACCACUCGACAACCAACAAUGCAUCAUCACCGCCCAAGGACGGACCGAACGCCGUGAGGUUUCCGGUAUCGUCCUCCAAAACUGCACCAUCUCCGGCGCACAGGACUACCUUCCGGUUAAGGCCACGAGUAAAACACACCUCGGUCGGCCUUGGAAACAGUACUCAAGGACCAUCAUCAUGCAAUCUCAGCUCGACGACAUCGUCACCCCCGAAGGAUGGAUGCCGUGGCAAGGCACCUUCGCCCUCGACACUUUGUGGUACGCCGAGUUCAAAAACCGAGGACCUGGUGCGGUCCAGACCAAUAGGGUUAAAUGGAAAGGUAUACAACAGAUCAAUGACGCUCAAGCUAAGGAAUUCACUGCUGGUGUGUUCUUACGUGGUGAUGAAUGGAUCACGAGCUCUGGGGUGCCUUACAUCGCCGGCAUGGUUCCUGGUGUAUAGA